Molecule: messenger RNA, 1898 nt
Organism: Xenopus laevis (African clawed frog)
Lineage: Eukaryota; Metazoa; Chordata; Amphibia; Anura; Pipidae
Gene: tab1.L
Product: TGF-beta activated kinase 1/MAP3K7 binding protein 1 L homeolog
Biological process (GO): signal transduction; positive regulation of intracellular signal transduction; regulation of MAPK cascade
Cellular component (GO): endoplasmic reticulum membrane; cytosol
Molecular function (GO): metal ion binding; kinase activator activity; protein serine/threonine phosphatase activity
Source: RefSeq, marked provisional
CCGGUGGCGUCACUCCCAGUGCAAAUAUGGCUGCGCCUAGAAGGAAUCUUCUGCAUAGUCAGAGCUGGACAGAUGAUCUCCCUCUCUGCAACCUUUCUGGGGUUGGAUCUGCUUCCAAUCAGACUUACAACUCAGAGGGCCUUGGGAAAGACGAGCACCCAUAUGAAGAUAACUGGAUAAAGUUCAGGGGCGACAAUAAUAUUUAUCUUUAUGGAGUGUUUAACGGGUAUGAGGGAACCAGAGCCACCAGCUUUGUGGGUCAGCGGCUUGCAGCAGAACUACUUCUGGGCCAGUUGGACCCUGAUGUCACAGAUGCAGAGGUCCACAAAGUAUUGCUACAGGCAUUUGAUGUUGUUGAAAGAAGCUUUCUGGAGUCCAUCGAUGAUUGCUUAGCAGAAAAGGCCAGCCUACUGUCCCAACUUCCAGAGGGUACUCUGCACCAAACACUUCCAAGCCAGUACCAAAAGAUUGUGGACCGGCUUAACAUACUUGAGAAGGAAAUAUAUGGGGGAGCCAUGGUCAUUGUGGUGCUUAUUGUGAACAGCAAACUUUAUGUUGCAAAUGUCGGAACAAACAGAGCACUUUUGUGUAAAUCAACUGUAGAUGGGCUUCAAGUGACUCAGCUCAAUGCUGACCACACUACGGAAAAUGAAGAUGAGAUAUUGCGUCUGUCUCAAUUGGGGCUGGACACUACAAAGAUUAAACAGGUGGGGGUUAUUGGAGGCCAGCAAAGCACUCGCAGGAUUGGAGACUACAAGGUCAAGUACAACUUCAAUGACAUUGAGCUGCUAAGCACAGCCAAGUCCAAGCCUAUUACUGCAGAGCCAGAGAUCCAUGGCUGCCAGCCAUUAGACGGUGUCACAGGAUUUUUGGUUCUAAUGUCUGAAGGACUUUACAAGGCUCUCGAGUCAGCCCAUGGGCCUGGACAGGCCAACCAGGAAAUAGCAGCCAUGAUUGCCACCGAGUUUGCCAAGCAGGUUUCUCUGGAUGAAGUGGCACAGGCUUUGGUGGAGAGGGUAAAACGGAUUCACCAUGAUACGUUUGCAAGUGGUGGCGAACGGGCAAAAUAUUGCAGUAAGCACGAAGACAUGACGCUACUUGUGCGGAACCUGGGCUACCCGCUUCAGGAGAUCAGCCCCCCCACACUCACGCCCACUCAAGGUGGACGUUUAUAUCCAGUGUCUGUGCCAUAUUCCAGUGCUCAGAAUACCAGUAAAACAAGUGUCACACUGUCACUGGUGAUGCCAUCACAGGGUCCAAUGGUGAAUGGAACAAACAGCAGCUCAACACUGGAUGGAACAACGUCAACACUGCAAUCUCCAAGUGCUACUCUCCAGUCCACCAACACUCACACUCAAAGCAGCAGUUCCAGUUCUGAUGGAGGCCUGUUCCGAUCUCGCCCAUUGCCCUCUUUGCAGCCAGAUGAGGAUGGCCGCGUGGAACCCUACGUUGACUUCACAGACUUUUACCGGCUUUGGAAUGCAGAGCAUAAUGAUCCGGGGACUCUGCUCACUGCACAGUGACACGAACAUUAAUUACUAAACUUCCCAACAUGUCAAUGAAGAACAUCACACAGGGACCCUCAAACUCUUGGACAUCUCACAUCCCUCUUGUCCAGAGACUCCUAGGAACCCAGCGAGCCAUUUGUGUUCUGAAACAGUACUUUCUUCUGAGCAUGGGGCAAAAUCAUAGACCAGAGGACACUGAGCAUUUGAUUAUCCUUGGCCCUAAAAUCUCUGACCUAACGGUAAUCACUUCCAUUGCAGUGUAUGAGCUACAAAGUGCUUCUUUUUGGCUUACGACUGGGGUAUUACAAGACAUUUUCAGCAAACAUAGGUAUGGAUGGAGCACAUAACUCGCAGACUCUGCCGCAAAUAAAUAUUUAUUGACUCACAACA